AUGAAUCGAUACGUGGCUGCAGCUGUGUUGUUGGUGAUGGGGCUGCAUGUUGCAAUGGCACCACCACCAGUCCGUCUCACCAUAGAUUGUGGUUCAAAAGAAAAGGAUUCGUUGCUUGGUUUUAAUUUAAAACCAAAGUCGUUCACGAAUAACUACCGAGAUAGUUUAGAUGUGGAUUCUUUCUGCAAUUUCAUACAUAGAUCUAUUCCAAAAGCAAUCAGAGAUGGCAAAGUGGUUUUAGUUGAUCCAGAUUCAGAUCAAGACAGUUUUGGAAAUACUCAUGUUCCAAUAUCACUCCCGCCACCACAAGGAUUCAUUCCAGACAUUCCAUUACCAAAAUUCAAAGUCCCAAAGCUAAGUAUUCCAAAAAUCACAGUUCCAAAUUUGAGAAACAUACUCGAUGGACCUAUGUCUCCACCAACAGUGGGAGCAACUAAUUUAUUUUCAAGGGCAAAUGAUUAUGAAGAAGAAUCUAGUGCGGAGAGAAUGGAGAAAUUCAAGAAGGGAGUACAGAAGAUGUUACAUGUUGUCAAAGUUCUUGGACAAAUCGACAAUUACAUUUCUGAGAGGACUAGAAUUGUUGUUGAUAAAUUAUCAAAAACGUUCUCAGAUUAA
Messenger RNA from Achroia grisella, 615 nucleotides. RefSeq lists its product as uncharacterized. The record is from RefSeq and is a predicted model, not a curated record. Bases 1 to 615 code for a protein of 204 amino acids. The transcript has 3 exons. Lineage: Eukaryota; Metazoa; Arthropoda; Insecta; Lepidoptera; Pyralidae.